Molecule: messenger RNA, 8480 nt
Organism: Zootoca vivipara (common lizard)
Lineage: Eukaryota; Metazoa; Chordata; Lepidosauria; Squamata; Lacertidae
Source: RefSeq, a predicted model, not a curated record
UUUGGCGUGCUUUCAAACUGCUAGGUUGGCAGGAGCUGGGACCGAGCAAUGGGAGCUCACCCCGUUGCAGGGAUUUGAACUGCCGACCUUCUGAUUGGCAAGCCCUAAGCUCUGUGGUUUAACCCACAGCGCCACCCGCGUCCCUUUCUUUGGUUUGGUUUCUUUGCAUAUAGGAAGGUAAUAUGUGUACUGAGAAGUUUAUGUGAAAGUGCUCUUUCUGACCUUGUGAUAUAAUCAGAUAGGAAGAAUCUAUGCGGAGGUAAGGGGAGAUUGAGCGUCUGAACAGGCGUUUGGUUUGUGUCAUUCUGUCCAUAGCCAAUCCAUACUGGCAGGUUUAAGUAUAAGUGUCUCAUGUACUUUUGGAACAGCCCUGCCUCUGUUCACCUGAUGGGAUACUCACUUGCAUCGUGUUAAGUCUAGAUCAGAUAAAAACCACACUGGUGCUUCCUUAUCCUUCCCUGAAAUGUAUACAGACUGUGUGAUUUCAAAAGAUGCCUUUCUCAAGGUGAGGUUGAAUCCAGAGGGCAAAAAGGUCUGUUGCCUCUGUCCAGGAACAACUUUUCCUGCCCGAGGGCUGUUUAACAAGGAUUUUGUGAAUAAUAAAAAUUAUUAUUGUUUUUAUUAUUUAUUUAUACCCUGCCCAUAUGGCUGGGUUUCUCCAGCCACUCUGGGUGGUUCCCAGGAUUGUGAUCUUGUUUUAAAUUGUAUUGAUGUAUUUUAUGUAAUUUUUCUGUUGUGUUUUAUGCUUUAUAAGUGGCUUCAAGGGCAGUUCUAGGGAACUGGGUAGAAAUUGAAUAAAAAUAAUAAUAAAUGUGAGUUAUGACACUUAUGAGUACCCAUCAACAGCCUCUGGAAGGAUGUGGUUCAAAGGAUAUGAAUAACCUGCUUUCUCCCACUGCAUAAUCUUUCUCAAUCACCAUCUGUGGGACAGUCAAACCGUUGUUAGAAUGCAGGUGAAAGAUCAGAAUGGGAAAUUAGGCAUUGAUUUGGGCCUCAACUGCUUUUGUGGGCGCUAAAUUGCUAUAUAUUUAGCAGUUAAAGUCAGCACAGCUGUGACUUCUGUUCAAAUUAAAGGAGUAGGAUUCAAAGAUACAGAAAAUAGGUGCUUGCACUGUUUAGCAAACACUUGCACAGGGACUGAUGGAGUUAUUUGUGUAGUACAGUGGAACCUCGGUUUAUGAACACCUCGGUUUAUGAAUUUUCGGUUUAUGAACACCGCAGACCCAUCCGGAACGGAUUAAUUCACUUUCCAUUACUUUUAAUGGGAAAGUUCGCUUCAGUUUAUGAACGCUUCAGUUUAUGAACAGACUUCCGGAACCAAUUACACCCAUGUUUCAGUUUAUGAACGCUUCAGUUUAAGUACUCCGCGGACCCGUCUGGAACGGAUUAAUCCACUUUCCAUUACUUUCAAUGGGAAAGUUCGCUUCAGUUUAUGAACGGUUACUCUGCGGACCGUCUGGAACGGAUUAAUCCACUUUCCAUUACUUUCAAUGGGAAAGUUCGCUUCAGUUUAUGAACGCUUCAGUUUAUGAACAGACUUCCAGAACCAAUUGUGUUCAUAAACCGAGGUACCACUGUACUAAAAUUGGCUAGGUUCUAUAGCAGUUGUUUUGCUUCUGUUUGCACCAAGUAAAAUAAUAUAUUUGAUUUUGGUUUUCUCAUGCAGUGCUCUAGUACAAGUUGUAGAACAGCCCUUCUGAGGAUGGAAAGAAGCUCCCACGUGUCGAAGGAAACCUUUGGAACUAACCCAGUGACUGGAAAUAUUGAAUGACUUUGUCUCACCCUGGGAUGUAAUUGAAAAUGAUAAGAGAUGCUUUGGGUGGCUGCCCAGUAGCCAUGCACUACUGCUGAUCCACCACAUUCAAAGAUGGCACUGGGACAGUUUCAUAAGGCAUUAGAUGAGAGAGGGGACAAAAUGGCUUCUUCCAUGAUCUACCUUACUCCUUCAGUACAAAGCACACCCCCAUUGGGUCUGCAAGACUGAUUUUAGACUGAAACUAGUUGGUAUGUGCAGUCAUGUGUUGUAGCACCCCACUACCAGCUUAAAAAAAACAAGAAGUGUCAGGCAACUGUGUUUAAGCAGAAUAAUGGUCGGGGACAAAGCUGCGUAGCAGAGAGGUCAGCAGCCUAAGGCCCAUGGUUGCUUAACCGGCCCAUGAGCCACCCCCGAACCGAGCCACUUGCUCAGCGAGUCCCCGCACGCUGUGCUAAACCAGUGCAGGCACUCUCUUCCAUGGCCCCGGAAAUUGCUUCUGCCCAUGCCCAGAUGCCGAAAAUAGCCUCUGCGCAGGCGUGAUUUUCGGCGUUGCAUUGCGCCGGCCUGGUCCACGGAGGAUCUCCACAGGAGUGAUCCGGCCCAUGGCUUAGCAUUUUCCACUGGCACUUAAAUUCUCUAAACUUCUGUUCCCUGUCUAUAGAGGAAAAGCAUAAAUCGUGCUUUGGGGGAGGUGGUGAUUUUGAGCAGGAAAAUAAAGUGCCAAGAAAGAAAGGGUUAAAAAACAGCUCCUCUUGUCCCCUGUUCCCCCCACUUGCUCACAGUCUCUCAACCCUGGUGUGAGUGAGUCUUUGUCUGUUUUAAAUGACACUGGUGAAAAGUUAACUUCAGCUGUGCAUGUAGUGUUUAAUUGGGGGGCUUUAAAGAGACGAUUUGCACAGUUUACUGGAACUACACAGUUUCCUCCUUGUUUCCACAGCCAUUUUAAGAUGAUAAUGAGCUCAGCCUCAUAAAGCUGACUUUAGUACUAGUGGUAGCAUCUGUUGCUUAAGGAAUUGCCUGGUGCCCUAGCAGACCUAGAAAGGGGUGGAAGUUUGUGCUGUGCCACCACCACAGUGUGUACAACACUGCAAAAUUCGCGGAGGUCUGUGUUUGACAGGAUGGUGUUUUAGCCAGCGUCAGCUAUUCCUUUCUGAUGACCAUGUGGUCCAGAGUGCACUAUAUGCGAGAAGCCAUUGCCUUGGCAAGAUUGCAAGCUUUGCUUUAAUGGGUGAAAGCAUUCACCUUUAAGUGAGGAAGUCUGUCUUAGUGUUUUGCUAGUUAGUGCUUUAAAAUGCUAAUGUCAGUGCAUGCCAGACAGCUGAUUAUCAUGCGUUUCUGUAUGCUACAGUUUCUCUACUCAGACUAACUACCAUCUGCAGGGUAUGUGCUGAACUCUUUUCACCCAAGCUCUCCCGUCUUAUCUGCAACAUAGUGCUAAUUUAUUUAUUGUUCAUUCUUCACAUUUGCCAUAAAGACAGCUUGAAAAUGUCGAGAGAAUUAACAGGAAUGCCAGCAACCGCAAGAGCAGCACUUCGUGUAGGGAAGGGCUCUAAUCAGCUCCUCAUUUCUCAAGUGUUGAAUGUGUGCUCAGCAAUUUCAGUCCAUGCUGGCACAUUGGUGCGCAGAUGCAUGUUGUUCUGUGUUCAGUUUGACUCGAUCUAAGAAUCUUUGAAGAUGCCUCUACUGGAUUUGGCCCUGCUGUUAAUGCUCUUCAUCCUGCCACUUUGUGCCAGUCUAAGAUAUAAUACUUCCAGGCUGGGCCACAGGAUUAUACCUGCCUCUUGGGCGAAUUAUCCCAUAUUUUCCUCUACUGGCCUUAUGUCUGGGCCAGCCUUAACAAGGAUUUGGUAUUAGCCAGGAUUCAUCCAUAACCAGCUGUUAUCCGCAAAGUCAGUGGAGAUUAAAGCAGUUCUGUCCCAAGACAUUUUGCUGCCUGAAGCAGAGCCCAAAUAAGUUUUAAUCUUAUAUGGGUAUUAAAGCGCAGGUCCUUUUUGCCCUCAAUUUGUCCACAUGUUCUGUGGGACUGUGUGGUCUGCUGCUGAGAAUGCUUAGUAGCAUUAGUGUGGGAAAACUGAUGAGGUGGGUUUUAAUUCCUAUAGAAGGCACAUCCUCUCUGGUCUUUAUACUGUACAUCUCAUUGUAGAAUAUAUUUUUGGUGGUCACUCUCACCACCACCCAUCUCCCAGUAUCCCAUAAGAAUAGACUGGAUGGAACUUCAUCAUUGCCGUUUGUAAUCAUUAGUCCUCAUGCCCCCGACACCCACCCAGAGGAGAGAUCUUCAUGGCUCUUGUUCUGUAUUGGCCUCCAGGAACGCCCAGCAUACCAUCUAGAAAUUAAGCCUCAGUGAACAAGUAGGUUAGGAUCUGCAUUUGAUAGUGUUUACUGUCUGGUUAUACUUUGUGCCUGCCCCCCCCCCCCAAUCUCUCUGUAUUUCUUUAUAUGUUACUUCUUCAGUUCAUUCUACUUUAGUUUAUUUUCCUUGGUGUCUCAUACCUUUCACACAUGUACAAAUAUAAUUCCAUGUGUCUGUGUUCUCAGGCAAAUGCAGGGUGUUUAUGAAGUCUCUGCGAUGCCACUACUGGCUUCUUCAACACCUUCAUACUGUACAUCGUUUCUUCUUGUUGCCUCCUACGAUUCAUUUACCUACUGAUCUAUUGUUAUGCUCCUUGUACAGGUUGUGGCUACGGUAUUUAUCUGAUUUUCGUAUAUUCUUUGAGUAGUUUUGGGGAUGCUACCAAGAAUACUUCUGACAAUAUAGGCAUUUUCAACAAAUAUACCCCAAUAUUAUUGGCAGGCCGGAUGUGAAGGCUAGAAAUGGUUAUACAUUUUCCAUGGGGCUGGGUGGAAAUGUGUUGCAGUGGCUCUGCUUGUAUCUGGAUGACCAUUUCCAGAAGGUGGUGAUGGGGGAUUUCUACUUAACUCAGUGGUGUUUGUGCCACAGGGUCCUGCAGGGUCUAUCAUAUCUCCCAUUCUUAUUAACAUCUACAUGAAACUGCUGAGCAUAGUCAUUUGGGGAUUUGAAGUGAGUUGUUGCCAGCAUGUGGGUGACACACAACUUUUCAUUAAAACCACAUGAAGUGCUGAAUGUGCUAGGCUAGGGUAAAGGACAAGAUGAGAGUCACAAGCUGAGGUUUGCUCUGUGAAUAAGUACUUCCUCUCUCCAGAUGAGCAGGGGUCAUCCUGCUCUGGAUGGGAUUGCACUUCUUCUAAAUGAUCAAAUUCAUAGCUUGGGGGUGGCCUUGUAUCCACCACUGUCCUUAGAGCCAUAAGUGACCCUUUAAUUAACUUUGGCUUGUAGCCAGUGCAGUGCUACGUAACUGUACUGUCAGUGCAAAGAUUUGCACUGGCACAAUGGGAGGUCCCCCCCCCCACUUUUAACACCCCCAGUGUAUGGUGUAUUUUUGGCUGAUUCCAUGUGUGAAAUGAUUUUCCUGUCUUCUUUUUCUUCUUCCAAACUUGGGUUUGAAGGGUGGUUUAGGAUUCUAAAGUUCAAUUCUACUGUAUUGGGUGGAAUUCAACAUAGCACAAACGGGGGUAUAUCAAUACAGGAAAUGAGAUCCACUGACACAACAGAACUUCCACCUCCUCCUGCCAUGUGCCCCCUAAAUCUGUCCUGGGGGCUCAUCCAACCCUCAAGAACAGAUUUAGCAGGAGAGGGAAAGUGGACCUUGUUUUUACCCAUAUAUAUUUUAAACUUGAACAUCACCUGGAGAUUUAUUUUUUAUGAGGCAAGUAGUAAAGCUAAAUAAUAAAUGUCACCCAUAGAUUUAAAGAGACAGAAUCAAAAAGAGCAGUUGAAUCAUACUGCAAUCACUUGUGCCACCAACUGCUGCCUUGAGAUAAAGAGACGUGGAGCAGUAGCAUGAGAAAGAUUCCUGUUGAUUCGGAGAGCAGAAAACUAUGCAAGAAGAUGAAAGUUGACCCUAGUUCGAAGGAGAAAGGGGUAGAGUUAUUGCAUUACAAGGACGGCGCAUUUCACACUGAAUAUAAGAGAGCACUCACACUGAAGUCAAUGGUGGCCUUUCUAAAGGAUCCAGAAGGAGCUCCAUUGUGGGAGGAAGAUCCUGAAGCCAAAGACAUUGUCCACGUUGACAGUGAAAAGGAACUGAAAAGACUUUUGAAGAAGGAAGAUAGGCCUCUGCUGCUGAUGUUCUAUGCCCCCUGGUGUGGUGUUUGCAAAAGAAUGAUGCCGUCUUUCCAGCAAGCAUCCACAGAAGUUAAAGGCAUGUAUGUACUUGCAGGGAUGAAUGUCUACUCAGCUGAAUUUGAAAAAAUAAAAGAAGAAUACAAUGUCCGGGGAUACCCAACCAUUUGCUACUUUGAAAAGGGAAAAUUCCUGUUCAACUUUGAGAACUAUGCUGCUACAGCAAAGGACAUCAUUGAAUGGCUGAAAGAUCCUCAGCCACCUAAGCCACAGACCCCAGAGACUCCCUGGUCAGAAGAAGAUAAUGCUGUUUAUCACCUAACAGAUGAUGACUUUGACAAGUUCACCAAGGAGCACCCUUCUGUUUUAGUGAUGUUCUACGCACCAUGGUGUGGGCACUGUAAGAAAAUGAAGCCGGAAUAUGAGAACGCCGCUGAGAUGCUCCACGCAGACAGUGAUAGACCAGGUGUCCUGGCAGCUGUAGAUGCUACUGUCAACAAAGCUGUAGCAGAAAGGUUUCAUAUAUCAGGAUUUCCAACACUCAAGUACUUCCAGGAUGGAGAAGAGAAAUAUACUUUGCCACACCUACGAACAAAGAGUAAAAUUGUUGAAUGGCUCCAAAAUCCACAGGCACCUCCUCCACCUGAACCAACUUGGGAAGAAAGGCAAACAAGUGUAAUCCAUCUAGCAGGAGAAGACUUCAGGGAAUCUCUGAAGAAAAAGAAACAUGCCCUUGUGAUGUUCUAUGCUCCAUGGUGCCCACACUGUAAAAACUCCAUCCCCCAUUUCACAACAGCUGCAGAACUAUUUAAAGAAGAUCGAAAGAUUGCCUAUGCUGCGGUGGACUGUGCCAAAGAACAGAACCACGACCUGUGUAAGCAGGAAGGUGUGGAUGGUUACCCAACCUUUAACUACUACAACUAUGGAAAAUUUAUAGAAAAAUAUAAUGGAGACAGAGGGGAGGCUGGAUUCUCGACUUUCAUGCGGACGCUCAGAGAACGAGACCAUGAAAAGAUAGGGAAGAGGAAAGAUGAGUUGUAAUUUCUGCCUCACACAAUGAUUUCCACUGCACUGUGAAUGGCCUCAGGGCCACUGGUACAAUGCCUGGGAUUCCACAUCUUUUUAAAAAGAGAGACUUUGGUUUUUUUUUUUACAAACAGCCAUUUGCCAUUUUGUACAAUUUUGAAAUAAAGUGAAAUCAUUUGAUUUUUAAAAGGAAAAAAUAAAUGACAUCGUUGUUGCCAUAUUCUGUUAUGGAAAACAAAAAGAAGAGCAUUUUCUCUCCAUUUGAUGCACCUAUGCCCAUUUGAUACUCCUAUGCAAUCUUUUUUGUAAUCUGUAGGUUUGAUAGUGAUUUCCCCUGACCAGGUGAUUUCUGCAUUUUUUUUAAUUUUUGAAGAAUAUUAUAUGUGAAAUGGCUUUUAAAAAUUGGAGGGAGAGGAUGAAAGGAAGGUGCAAUGGAUCCAUCAGGAGCAAGUUCCAUGGAAACAGACAGAGCUUUGUGGUCCCAGCGGACUCUGCCCAAAGCCUCUUCAGGUGCAGUUAUCACCCUUGUGUGCACAACACUUAUUUCAGGAACCAGGUGAUUAAAUGCACUUUCAGUCCUUAUAGUCCACGUACUAAGCAGACAUCAGCCUGCCCUGCUCACUCCCACUCUGCAUGGCUAAUGGGACAUCUGCCAGAACGGGGCAGUGUGUGGAGUCUGAAUGACAGAUGUGCCACAAUUAUCACGCAAGCAUCUUGUAAGUGGGGCCUUUUCCAGGAACAGUGUGUGUGCAUUUCUAGUUGUGCUCAGCAGUGCCAAACUGGUAGGGCGACCAGUUGUGACUAGGACAUGCUCUUGCGGUCUUGCUAGGUUACACUUCCUUCCUAGAGAGAUUUGGGGUGGGGGGGGGGCAAUUUUUAAGGUGCUCAGGGAUAAUAGGCAAAUAAUGAAGAAGCAUUGAUUGGCCAUUUCAGAUCUUAAUUGACUGUAGUGGUGGUUUUUGUUUUGUUUUUGUUUUUUUAAUCUGCCGUACUGUUUACAUAUCUUUAUAGAAUGUGUGGGUUAUUUCAAACAAAUGUCUCUGCAUUCGGCACAUAUCAAGCACCGAAUGUCUCUCAGUGUAUGUGUUUGCUCUCACGUUGUCCAAUGCUCCUGUAAUCAUAGGAGUGGUGUAGUGCAGGUAUAAAUAAGGUUCUACUUAAUUUAUGAUCUGACCAUAGGAAUUGCGUAUUUGCUAAGCAUUCCAUUUGACUGUUGACAGAGGCACUGAUAUUUUUGAUAUGAAGAAACAUCAUGCAACAAUACUUGUUUACGUUCCAAAGGCUUGUCUAUGUGAGUUAACUACAAAAGGAAAGUAUAAUUUUUUUAGAAUUCUAUAGAAGCAAGUUGUGCUUAAAAAAAAUUGUUUAGCCCCUGUCAGUGAUGUAAGAAAAUAACAGCAUUACUAGAGCUACAUAGCUUUUAAAAGUCCGUAAUUAUGUGCAGAUUCUGUGAGGUGAGGGUGAUCUGGACAUUGUGUCUCCAUGGGAUUUAUUAUAUUUUUUUGUGAUUUCCAAUUUGAUCAAAAAGAAUAAAAGAUUGAAAAUAUGCUCUAA